AUGUCACCAUACCGGCUGGUAUUUGGGAAGAUGUGUCAUCUGCCGGUGGAAGUUGAGCAUCAAGCUUACUGGGCAAUCAAGGAAAUGAAUAUGAAUACCGAGGUUGGAGCUGCAGAGAGGAGAAUGCAGUUACAGGAGCUGGAAGAGCUUCGUCUGGACGCCUAUGACUCUGCCAUACUGAAAUUGAUGCCAGGAAAGCUCAGAUCUAGGUGGAUAAGUCCUUAUACCAUUAUCGCCAUCCGAGCGAAUGGAGCAAGCGAACUCCAAGGAAGCGAUCCUGAUUCACCUUCUUUCAUGGUGAAUGGACAUAUGGUUAAACCAUACAGAGAAGGAAUGGAGGCAUUUGUAGUGGACGACAUUCCACUACUAAUGCCUAACUCUCCCCAGUAG
Molecule: messenger RNA, 390 nt
Organism: Salvia splendens (bonfire salvia)
Lineage: Eukaryota; Viridiplantae; Streptophyta; Magnoliopsida; Lamiales; Lamiaceae
Exons: 2
Coding region: 1-390 (129 amino acids)
Source: RefSeq, a predicted model, not a curated record